Lasiosphaeria miniovina is the source of this 1041-nucleotide messenger RNA. RefSeq lists its product as uncharacterized. Lineage: Eukaryota; Fungi; Ascomycota; Sordariomycetes; Sordariales; Lasiosphaeriaceae. The annotation marks the transcript as partial. Gene Ontology annotation, molecular function: NADP binding; 2-dehydropantoate 2-reductase activity. The record is from RefSeq and is a predicted model, not a curated record. Gene Ontology annotation, cellular component: cytoplasm; mitochondrion. The transcript has a single exon.
UUUCGCGGAUCGGACCAGAUACACAUCGUUGGAGGCGGGCUAGGUGGGCUUCACAUCGCCCAUCACUUGGCCGGCUGCCACACAUUGCCCCCGGCUCACUAUUUGUUUCAUUCGCUCUCCCUAAUGAAAAAGUUCAUCAAAGCCGGCCGCCAGCUGACCCUACAUACAAGCGGCGGGACUGCCGUCCAUGACCGCAUUAUCCCAGAGGCCCAGAGUAGAGAUAAGCCGAAUAACGAGAUCAUCGCGAAUCUCAUUGUCGCUUGUCUAGCACACAACGUCAACUACGCAGUGGGCACUAUCAAGCAUAGGCUGAAUUCCUCGUCAACUAUCUGUCUCAUCCAAGAUGGUCUGGGGGUUGCUGAGAGUCUCAUCGAAACGCACUUUCCCGACGAAGCAUCUCGGCCGGCCAUCCUGCUUGGCCACUGGACCACGCAGAUUGAAACCGCCGAUGAGCCAUUCGCCGCCGUUGAGAAAAAGCCAGGGAGGCUCUAUUUGACGAUUUAUACAUGUCACAAUCAGAACCGGGCCGUGUCGCUCAUCAAGCGGCACCCCCCAGUCGAGCGGGUUGUCAAGUCGACGCAUCUUCUCCGUCUUCUUGCGCAAAUUCCGGGACUCAAUGCUACCGGGCACCCGCCAGCCCAGUUUCUAAGGGCAAAACUACCGGCCGUGACCUUCCGAGCCAUAGUAGAACCCCUUAGCGCCCUUUUCGACUGUCACUACGACAAGCUCCUCACCCAAGACGCGAAGCAUCUCGUGGAUCAGCUUCUGUCGGAGGUCUUCCUCGUGAUAUCUCGACUUCCAGAAACCCGCGGUAUCGUAGGUUUUGAGGACAGCAUGGCGGUGGCGAGCUGGCUGAGGCCUAAGAUAUACGAAAAGCUAUACCGCCGGCGUCAUCAUUUCAACGACCGGGAGAGGAUGAAGUUUCGAGGGGGGCAGAUUGAGCUCGACUACUUGACGGGAUACUUUGUACGGCGAGGCCGCGAGCUGAACGUUGACGUCAGGGGGCUUGACACGGUAUUGCAGAUGGUCCGGAUCAAAAAG